GAAAGAAAUUUGUUGAUUUAAAAGUUUAGCAGUGCAUUUAAUAUUUUUCCUUUCAAACGAAGCAAAAAGGAUAAAAUUUAUAGUUAUUAGAUUAGCUUUUGUUGUCUUCCUCCCUCUGUCUCCUUCUCAUUCUUUUCUUUCCCUUACCUCCGACGAACCAGAAGAAGCAGCCAAAGAAAAUUUGUAAAGAAACCCUCCAAUAUUUUUAAAUUUUCUGUGACAGGUGGUUAAGAUCUGCUCAAAUGCAGUCAGAUCUUGGAAAAGCUUCUGUACAGGUGGAAAAGGAUGAAAAUGACUUAACUGGUUCGAUUUUGGCAAGUAACCAGGAUAAUACUCAUCAGGAAUCCAUAGAUCUGUCUUCUUCAACCUCUUCAUCAUCGUCGUCUGAUCAUGAGUCUAUUGAGACAGAAGAUCAGACUGAUGGGAAUGCUUCUAAGCGAUUGGUGCUUUAUGAUCCUACAGCUAAUGGUACAGGUGAAAUUGUACCUGUCCCAGAACCAGUUCAGUGUCAGCGUCUACCAUUUGGGAGAUGCUCAGGCCCACAUACGCAGUCUAGGGUUUUGCCAUCUGUUGGGGCUUUCACAGUUCAGUGUGCCAACUGCUUUAAAUGGAGACUCAUCCCAACAAAGGAGAAAUAUGAAGAAAUACGUGAACAUGUCCUAGAAAAUCCAUUUAUAUGUGAAAAAGCUCGUGAAUGGCGGCCUGAUAUAACAUGUGAUGAUCCAACAGACAUCUCUCAAGAUGGAAGCCGGCUUUGGGCUAUUGAUAAGCCCAAUAUUGCUCAACCUCCUUCUGGGUGGCAACGACUUUUAAGGAUCAGAGGUGAAGGAAGUACCAAAUUUGCGGAUGUGUAUUAUGAAGCACCAUCUGGAAAGAAACUUCGCUCAAUGGUUGAGGUUCAAAAGUACUUGAUAGAGCAUCCAGAAUACACCAGAGAUGGUGUGACUCUCUCACAAUUUUCAUUUCAAAUCCCGAAGCCCUUACAGGAAAACUAUGUGAGAAAGCGUCCUGCUAAAGUGACUACUACACAAGAUACUACAAAAUCUCUUGAACCUAAUGAAGUGAAUCCUCUAGCUUGGGCAAAUCCAAAUAACAGUACAAACUUGCGGCUGGGAAGGCCAGCACUUCCACCUCCACCAUUUGAGGGGCCUAUAUUAGAUCCUGUUCCUCGGCCAGCAAAGCAAGCGAAGAGAACAUCAAAACAGUUGUACAAUAAUACUGAGAUGUGUAAUCAGCAGCUGGUGACAGUGAAAGAGCCUGGUCAAUCUAGAAAUAGUAGUUGUGAUCUGUGAGGGUGUAAUCUUCAUCCUUUUCUUUUUGGUGACAACGGGCGAAUGCUUGUAUGCUGUAUAUUCAACUCUCAAGUGUGCUGGUUUUGUUUUCCAGAGAAGGGAGAGUCGAGGGGUUGGAGUGGUAUAAGCUUCAUUUUGUCGUGUGUGAUAAAACCAUAUGAUUUAAAAAAAAAACAAAAUAGAAAACAAUAGUUUAUACCAGAUACGAUAUUUUACAUCUACAGAAACUGUUGUGAAUAUACUUCUAUAUGUGCCAUCUUACAUCCAGUUUAAGAAAGGUUAUUAUUAUUA
Mangifera indica (mango) is the source of this 1583-nucleotide messenger RNA. RefSeq names its product methyl-CpG-binding domain-containing protein 2-like. Gene Ontology annotation, molecular function: zinc ion binding; DNA binding. Lineage: Eukaryota; Viridiplantae; Streptophyta; Magnoliopsida; Sapindales; Anacardiaceae. The coding region runs from base 243 to 1292 and encodes 349 amino acids. The record is from RefSeq and is a predicted model, not a curated record. The transcript is spliced from 5 exons.